AUGUCUUCAAAUGAAGCUUAUCACAACAGAAUUGAGCCGGGUGCUGGUGAUGCGGGCGAUGAUCAGCCUUCCGGUUCCAACAGACGGAGCAAUGGAAGCAGCAGCGCUGCUGGAGCAGCGGCACACAACAAACAGCUCUUCAAUGAGACCACAUAUCUAAAGCCAUCCAAGCAGGCAUAUUUCAGCGAUGAAAAGGUGCUGAUACCCGAAGAUGAAAGCACAAAUAUUGGUGGUUUCAGCUUUCGCAAGCUGUGGGCCUUCACGGGCCCCGGAUUUCUCAUGUCCAUUGCAUAUCUAGAUCCGGGCAAUAUUGAAUCGGAUCUACAGUCCGGUGCAGCGGCCAAAUACAAAAUACUCUGGGUGCUGUUAUGGGCCACAGUGCUGGGCCUGCUUAUGCAACGCUUGGCUGCAAGAUUGGGUGUCGUAACGGGUCUGCAUCUGGCAGAGAUGUGUUAUCGCCAGUACAAGCGUGUGCCACGCUGGAUAUUAUGGAUUAUGAUAGAGAUAGCCAUCAUUGGCUCCGAUAUGCAGGAGGUUAUUGGCACUGCCAUUGCCAUAUAUUUAUUGUCCAAUAAAGCCGUGCCUUUGUGGGGUGGUGUGUUAAUCACCAUUGUUGAUACAUUUACGUUCCUAUUUCUGGAUAAAUAUGGUUUACGUAAGCUGGAGUUCCUAUUUGGCUUGUUAAUCACUGUCAUGGCCGUCACGUUUGGCUAUGAGUAUAUUGUGUCUGCGCCUGAUCAGGGUGCUGUAAUGGAGGGAAUGUUUGUACCUUGGUGCGCUGAUUGCAACUCAGAUGUUCUGUUGCAAGCUGUGGGCGUUGUGGGUGCUGUCAUCAUGCCGCACAAUCUAUAUUUACACUCGGCUUUGGUUAAGUCACGCGAUGUGGAUCGUCGCCAGCCAAAGAAAGUGAGCGAAGCGAAUUUCUACUAUUUCAUUGAGGCUUCAAUAGCGCUGUUUGUUUCCUUUAUUAUCAAUUUGUUUGUUGUGGCCGUAUUUGCUCAUGGCAUGUAUGGCAAGACAAAUCAUGAUGUGCUGGAAGUCUGCGCUAACAAGUCGAUGUAUGAAGAUGCCAAGCUGUCGUUUACGGAUAACAACGAGAUUAUCAAUGCGGAUCUCUACAAGGGCGGCCUGUUUCUGGGCUGCACUUUUGGUGCUGCCGCCAUGUACAUUUGGGGUGUAGGCAUUUUGGCUGCUGGCCAAAGCUCGACAAUGACCGGCACAUAUGCGGGACAGUUCUCCAUGGAAGGUUUUCUCAAUCUGCAAUGGCCGCGCUGGAUGCGUGUGCUGGUCACGCGUUGCAUUGCCAUUAUACCCACCUUCUGCCUGGCCAUGUUCAGCAAAAUGGAGGAUCUAACCAACAUGAAUGAUAUAUUGAAUGCAGUCAUGUCGCUGCAGCUGCCAUUUGCAGCUAUACCAACUAUAGCUUUUACUUCCUGUGCAGCAAUUAUGGGCGACUUUGUCAAUGGAAUUGGCAACAAAAUCGUGUCUAUAUUGCUGACCAUACUGGUGAUUGGCGUUAAUUUAUAUUUUGUGGUGGCGCAAGUGGAACAGCUGCAAAUUGAAGGCGGCAUGCUGGCGCUUGUCUGCAUAUUUGCUAUACUAUAUUUACUAUUUGUCUUAUAUCUUGUGAUACAUAUGGCCGCCUGUAUGGGCAACAAACGACUGAUGAACAGCCGGUGGGUGCAACGUUUUGUGUUACCAAGUCAGAACAGCUUUACGAUAAAGAAUGCCAACUCAACGUACGCCAGUGAUGUUACGUUAGUUAUAGGCGAUAACACUAACACAAAGAAAGGUCUUGAAACCGUUUCGGAAAAAGUGGCUAAUUAGUUAAACACACACACACAGCGCUACACACACGCAUACAUUCGUGAUAUUAACAUUUAAAGUAUUCACACGCUUAACAAUACUAACAAUUGAACUUUAAAUGAGAAUUUAUAAUGCACAUAGCUCUAGGGUAUUUUCUACUAUUUGUUGCUAUAUAGUAUUAAGCAUAUCGUAAAUCAACAAAUUUGCUGAUAACGGUGGAAUUAUACAUAAGUUGGGACGUAAUGGCCAAUAAAAAAUAAAUACAUUAAUGGAGAUUAUUGUCCAGUCUUUUUCUUACUAAUUACUAUAAGCUAAUUUAAGCCUAGUUCUUAAGCGCCAACCUAAAAAUGGAACUGCGGAUCGACUGCGAGCCCAACUGACAGCUGCCCAAGCAACAAUUUAACGUUACUAAGCCUUUCACAGCAUGUGUAAGCUAAUUUUAGCAAUUUAGCAAUCAUUGACACAUUGGUUUUACACCCCAUUCUUACACACUCAUUCACUUUGGCGUGGCUAAUUUAAUAUGACUACACAUUUAAUUGAAAAUAAUAAAAACCAAAAUAUUUCUCUGUUAUAUGUUCAUACACAUUUAUAUGUAUGUCAUUUGUUUUCUUCUUCCCCCACACUCUUCUUUUCUGUUCUAUAUAACUAAACUACCUACCUACAUACACUGAACUCCUCUACUGAACUCUGAAUUUAUUGCUGUGCGACGUGGACUUAUAAUGUUUAAUAACAUUGUAUAUAUUGGAUGUAUGGAAUUGACUUUUUGUACAAAAUUUAUUUAAAAUUAUCGACGACACAAAAUUCUA
Drosophila busckii is the source of this 2612-nucleotide messenger RNA. RefSeq names its product protein Malvolio (gene Mvl). Gene Ontology annotation, molecular function: cadmium ion transmembrane transporter activity; iron ion transmembrane transporter activity; manganese ion transmembrane transporter activity. The record is from RefSeq and is a predicted model, not a curated record. The transcript is spliced from 11 exons. Gene Ontology annotation, biological process: metal ion transport; response to manganese ion; manganese ion homeostasis. Lineage: Eukaryota; Metazoa; Arthropoda; Insecta; Diptera; Drosophilidae. Gene Ontology annotation, cellular component: apical plasma membrane. Bases 1 to 1827 code for a protein of 608 amino acids.